AUGAGCAUUAUCCCUUUCGCUUCUGCUUUGCGUUCCUCUGCACCUUCUGGGGUAUUGCAACUCGACUCUUUCGGACGCCCUGUGCAUUUGUCGGGUCCCGGGCUAAUAUGGAAUGUACCGACUUCAUCACCAGUUGGUUUACGCGGAGCUUCAACUCCUUUUUCUCCUUCAGUUGCUCUGCCAGACUCUAUGGAGCCGAAUCUGCACUACGGCACUCUGCAGCUUAAAGAUGGGACUGUCUUAGACAGGUCUCCUGCUAUUCCUAUCCCUUCUCCUUCCGAAGGCUUACCAGCAACAGGCGCUGUUCCUCCUUCUGCUGCAGCAGCAGCAUAUGAAGAAAUACCCCCAGCCCAACUUGCUACUGGUUCUAUGCCUAACGUUUCGCAAAGAGCAGUGCCUCCACAGGCAGCCCCUCUUUCACCAUUGCCGUUGCUUCCGAUGCAGCCCCUGGCAGUUGCUGCAAUCCCUACCUGCCUCCCUGCAUUAGAUCUUCCCGAGUUUAGUUUGCCUAUGUUGCAGCUGCGUCUGCCUUGGGCCUUAAAGAUUCAGCAAACCAAAGAAAGUGCCGCCAUAGCACCCCCGGUAUCAAAUGAAUAA
This is a messenger RNA of Eimeria acervulina, 597 nucleotides long. RefSeq lists its product as hypothetical. The transcript is spliced from 5 exons. The coding region runs from base 1 to 597 and encodes 198 amino acids. NCBI's taxonomy places the organism in Eukaryota, Apicomplexa, Conoidasida, Eucoccidiorida, Eimeriidae. The record is from RefSeq and is a predicted model, not a curated record.